CCUUUGUAUUUCCAAGAUGGCGACAGUGAAACUUUUCUCAGCGAGUCGGAAUGCCCAAAGUCUGUUACGUCAUGCACUGAAACCGACCUGUGUGGGACAGAACAGAUCACACUGGAAGGAUGUCAGUCCGCCGGAGCCUGGCAUGGAUUGGAAGUCUACAACAGACAGAGCUGCAGCCUCCGCCUUCUGGACUGAGCUUGUGAAAGGUUUUGGAGUGACUCUGGGAAUGAUCUUCAAGGAGCCAGCCACCAUCAACUACCCCUUUGAGAAGGGUCCCCUCAGUCCCAGGUUUCGUGGGGAGCAUGCUCUGCGGCGCUACCCCUCCGGUGAGGAGAGAUGCAUCGCCUGCAAACUCUGUGAAGCUAUUUGUCCUGCACAGGCUAUCACAAUAGAGGCAGAGGCACGGUCUGAUGGUAGCCGGCGUACGACGAGAUAUGACAUUGACAUGACAAAAUGUAUCUACUGCGGCUUCUGCCAGGAGGCUUGUCCUGUGGACGCCAUUGUUGAGGGUCCCAACUUUGAAUACUCCACCGAGACUCGGGAAGAGCUGCUGUACAACAAGGAGAAGCUGCUCAACAACGGCGACAAGUGGGAGGCAGAGAUAGCGGCCAAUCUACAGGCCGACUACUUGUAUCGAUAGAUGCAUGGCUGAGUUACAGUGACAUUCUUCACGAUGCCAACCAGCUGACAUCACAUACCUGGAGGCUCAAGACAACAUGGUUCUCUACCAGGAAGACAGAACCUCUUACAUCUGUCAAACAUGUAUUGAGAUAAACACUUAUGACAUAUCUUUGAAAAAGUAAUUUAAUUCACUACAAUGUCCCUGGCUCGUAGCAGUACAUUUUUGUGUUUUGUUUUUGUUGUCCUAAGCCUCCUUGUUCGGAAUUUGCCGGUUGCCAUGGUGAAAAGAAGAACGAAUGAGAGACUUUGCCAUCUUGGGAGCUCAGUGUGCACAGUUGUAGUGAGCUUGUUCAUGUUGAAGAUUUCCUUGAUUGUGUCGCCUGAUGCUGUAGUGUGUCUGUCUGAUUGUACAUAAAACCUACAGUUGUACCUAAAACUGUGGUGGAAACGCCUGUAUAAAAUGACUUGAGAAACACAAAUAAAAUGUAUUAUGUUCA
Molecule: messenger RNA, 1118 nt
Organism: Haliotis rufescens (red abalone)
Lineage: Eukaryota; Metazoa; Mollusca; Gastropoda; Lepetellida; Haliotidae
Product: NADH-ubiquinone oxidoreductase subunit 8-like
Exons: 6
Coding region: 17-640 (207 amino acids)
Biological process (GO): mitochondrial respiratory chain complex I assembly; mitochondrial electron transport, NADH to ubiquinone
Cellular component (GO): membrane
Molecular function (GO): NADH dehydrogenase activity; 4 iron, 4 sulfur cluster binding
Source: RefSeq, a predicted model, not a curated record